This is a messenger RNA of Exophiala viscosa, 3677 nucleotides long. RefSeq names its product glycine dehydrogenase. The record is from RefSeq and is a predicted model, not a curated record. Gene Ontology annotation, cellular component: glycine cleavage complex; mitochondrion. The transcript has a single exon. Gene Ontology annotation, biological process: glycine decarboxylation via glycine cleavage system. Gene Ontology annotation, molecular function: glycine binding; pyridoxal phosphate binding; glycine dehydrogenase (decarboxylating) activity. Bases 141 to 3419 code for a protein of 1092 amino acids. NCBI's taxonomy places the organism in Eukaryota, Fungi, Ascomycota, Eurotiomycetes, Chaetothyriales, Herpotrichiellaceae.
UGAGAUAGACAAUUGGCGACCACGGCUGCAGCAUUCCUUUGCUCUUGCUCUAAUUUUUCUCAUACACAUGAGACACUUCGUUUCUAAAGUCACUCCGAUGUCUUCAUAACAAUCAUCCAGCCUAUCCUCUUUCCUACGCAAUGGCAACUACUAUACUAGCCAUGCCGCGGGCAUCCCUGCCGGUCAGGCGACUGCUACGUCCUCAUUCCGCAAGGCCCAUUGACCUCUCCAGAAUCUGCAGGAGAUGUCUCUCGGUGCAGGAACAACGCCGCGAACGAAACGUGCCUGAAACCACCCCGAGACCUACCACGCCUGAGGGUAUUGAUGCUCUGUUAUACGGGAAACAUGAAGCUGAAUCCCGCGGAUCCAAACUGCCGAGAUUCCUAGAACGAGACGAGCUGUUCAGUCAGAGGCACAUCGGCCCUUCCCCGUCAGAAGAGGCUGAUAUGGUGAAGGCUUUGGAUCCACCUGCCAAAGACCUGGAGGACUUCAUUUCGCAGACCUUACCCUCAGAUAUUCGCUCGAACAAAGCUUUACGUUUGCAGGAUUGCUUCGACAAGGACAAUGCAUUGGGGAAACAUGAACAUGGCAUUGAAAGAGAGUUGCAAAGUCUGGCAAACAAAAACGAGGCCUGGCGCAGUUUCAUCGGCGCAGGCUAUUAUGACACGAACACGCCUGGUGUCAUCCAGCGGAAUAUACUCGAGAACCCUGCUUGGUACACGAGUUACACUCCUUAUCAGGCGGAGAUCAGUCAAGGCCGUCUUGAGUCGUUGUUGAACUUCCAGACACUGGUGACUGACCUUACCGGUCUUUCUAUCGCAAAUGCCUCUGUCUUGGACGAGGGUACGGCAGCUGCGGAAGCAAUGACACUAUCCAUGAAUGCUCUGCCAACCUCGAGACUGAAGAAGCCGGGAAAAGUGUAUGUCGUAUCGAACCGCGUCCACCCACAAACCAUUGCUGUGCUGGACUCAAGAGCGACGGGUUUCGGCAUCAACAUCGUGGUCGGAGAUGUGCUAGAGAAUGAUUGCCAACUGGUCAAGGAUCAAGGGGAUAAUCUAAUAGGCGUACUAGCGCAGUACCCUGACACUACCGGCGGUGUUCGUGAUUUCCAAGGCCUUUCCGAUGCUGUCCACAAAGCUGGUGGAACGUUUGGUGUUGCGACGGAUCUGCUGGCUCUAACCCUCCUCAAAGCUCCUGGCGAGUUCGGGGCAGAUGUUGCUUUCGGAAACUCGCAGCGAUUUGGUGUUCCACUAGGCUUCGGGGGACCUCAUGCUGCUUUCUUCGCCUGCAGCGAAAAGCACAAACGGAAGAUUCCUGGUCGGCUAGUUGGUGUUUCUAAGGAUCGACUAGGCAAGAAGGCUCUGCGGCUGGCUCUCCAGACUCGUGAGCAGCACAUUAGGAGAGAAAAGGCCACCAGCAAUAUUUGUACUGCUCAAGCGCUUCUAGCCAAUAUGAGCGCCUUUUAUGCCAUCUACCACGGACCACAAGGUCUCAAGAACAUUGCCCUGCGAGUAUGGUCAAUUGCCAAAUUCGCGCAGAGAGUCCUCGAGCAGAAAGACUACAAAAUCGUGACGCAAGGUGUGCGUGAGGACGGUGCAGUACUCUUCGAUACCAUCACUGUUCAACCCAAGUCCAAAGGGGAUCACACGAAGAUCUUGGAGCGAGCAAAACACCGGUCAUUGUUUCUACGACAAGAUGUGCCUGGCAGCACUGUAGACCAGCCCCUGCUUUCGUUCUCAUUUGACGAAACGACGACAAGCAAGGGUUUGGCAGAUCUCCUCGAAUGCUUCGGUAUCGAGAGCAAGGACUAUCUUGAAGCUCUCUAUGGUUCAGAGAUUGUGCCUAAGGCGAACGACGAUACACUACCACCAUCUCUCGAGCGAAAAACACCCUUCCUCACGCACCCCGUUUUCAAUCAACAUCACUCCGAAACCGAGCUACUGAGAUACAUCUAUCAUUUGCAGUCCAAAGAUCUUUCGCUGGUCCAUUCAAUGAUUCCUCUGGGUUCAUGCACGAUGAAGCUCAAUGCCACAACGGAAAUGUUGCCUGUUUCCUACUACGGAUUCUCGAAACUUCAUCCCUUUGCACCCAUUGAGAAUGCGCAAGGCUAUGUUAGCCUCGUCAACAGGCUUUCCAAGGCUUUGACUUCCAUCACGGGCAUGCAAGACGUCAGCUUGCAGCCCAAUUCCGGAGCUCAAGGAGAAUUCGCUGGACUGAGGGUGAUCAAGAAGUAUCUCGACAACAAGGACAGUUCAAAGAAGAGAAACAUCUGCCUCAUUCCUGUGUCUGCCCACGGCACAAAUCCUGCCUCAGCGGCCAUGUCCGGAAUGAAAGUUGUACCUCUGAAAUGUGACACGAAGACUGGUAACCUUGACAUCGAGGACCUCAAAACGAAAUGCGAAAAACAUAAGGAUGAGUUGGCUGCCAUCAUGGUCACCUACCCAAGUACUUUUGGAGUAUUUGAACCUGGGGUCAAGGAAGUUUGCCAGAUUGUGCACGACCAUGGCGGUCAAGUGUAUAUGGAUGGUGCCAACCUCAAUGCUCAAAUAGGCCUGUGCAGUCCUGGUGAGAUUGGUGCUGAUGUCUGUCAUCUGAACCUGCACAAGACCUUCUGCAUUCCUCACGGCGGCGGUGGACCUGGUGUAGGCCCGAUCGCCGUCAAGGAACACCUCAAGCCUUUCCUACCUUCCCAUCCCCAUGUCGACCCUCAUGCAAGCGACAUUGAUCGAUCCACGACCGCCAUUUCUCCCGUCAGUUCAGCGCCCUGGGGCAGCGCCUCCAUCCUUCCGAUCAGCUAUGCCUAUAUUCAACUCAUGGGCAGUAAAGGUCUGAAGCACGGCACUGAAAUCGCUUUGUUGAAUGCCAACUACAUCAUGUCGCGUCUGAGACCACACUACCCGAUUCUUUACACCAACGACAAAAAGCGAUGUGCGCAUGAGUUCAUUCUUGAUGCACGGGGCUUCAAGGAAUCGUCAGGAAUCGAAGCGAUCGACAUUGCUAAACGACUCCAGGAUUAUGGAUUCCACGCCCCAACGAUGAGCUGGCCAGUGGCGAACACCUUGAUGAUUGAACCUACCGAGUCGGAAUCCAAAGAAGAAUUGGACCGAUUCUGUGAUGCACUCAUUGAGAUCCGAAAGGAAAUCAAGGCCAUUGAGGAUGGUGAAGUACCCAAGGAAGGAAAUGUCCUCAAGAUGUCACCACAUCCCCAGGCAGAUUUGAUGAGGGCUGAUUGGGAUCGUCCAUACACGCGUGAACAAGCGGCUUAUCCUCUGCCUUGGCUCCGGGAGAAGAAAUUCUGGCCUAGCGUGGCCCGUGUGGACGACGCUUACGGUGAUACCAAUCUGUUCUGUACCUGUACACCUGUCGAGGGAUAUGAAGAAGAGGGUUUGACUGGUCAUCAAGCGCCGAUGCCUACGUAGGCCGGCCUAAGGGGGCGCGAAAAAAUCUGUUUCCUGGAGGGUUUGCGGAGAGACAUAAUAUAUGCAUGAUCGGAGUUUCAACAUCUGGUCGUUCAAAGCAAAUUAGUGAGCGUUCAUGCACGACCAACUUUACUCAACCUUGAUCGUGGGUAUUGGUUUGCAACCGAUGUACGCAUGGGACCAAGUUUUGGUGGAGCUGUACUCGGGUGCUUGUUUUCGCAAGGCUAGCAUAUCCGCAGGAGUCCAACAAUGUGACUG